CUCUCUCUCUACCAAUUAGUAGUCGUCUUGCUCGGAGACCUCAUCACCGACGGACCAUACUUCCCAAUUCUUGAUUCCGCCGGAAACCCUAAUCGCCUCAAUUCGGUAGGCAGGACCUCUGAUUACUUGCCCUUGGGCAGCCCGAAUUCGCGCGUAUUGGUUUCAGGAGGAAGAGUUUAAAACAGUUUAAGAGAAAAUGGCGCUCCAGGAGAAGCUGGACAGGUUCAAGAAGCAGCAGGAGAAGUGCCAGUCGACGCUUACCAGUAUUGUGAACAGAGCGGGAGCUACAAGGACCCCAUCAAAGCCGAUGCCGCUGAACAACCCUCCGGCUAACGCGAGGCCUCCUGUUCCUGUCAAGUUCUCCAAUGACACUGAGAGGCUUCAGCACAUCAAUAGCAUACGAAAAGCGCCAGUUGGAGCCCAGAUGAAACGUGUCAUCGAUCUGCUGCUUGAGACUAGGCAAGCACUUACUCCAGAGCAGAUAAAUGAAGCAUGCUACGUUGAUAUGAAUGCCAAUAAAGCUGUCUUUGACAGUUUGGCUAAGAACCCAAAAGUCCACUAUGAUGGAAUGCGCUUUUCUUACAAGUCCAAGCAUGAUUUGAAGGACAAGAAUCAGUUGCUGUACUUAAUAAGAAAAUUUCCUGAGGGAAUUGCUGUCAUAGACCUUAAGGAUGCAUAUCCAACGGUCAUGGAGGACUUGCAGGCUUUAAAAGGUGGAGGUCAAAUAUGGCUUCUCUCAAACUUCGACUCACAAGAGGACAUUGCCUACCCCAAUGACCCUAAGGUUCCAAUAAAGGUCGAUGAUGAGCUGAAACAGCUUUUCCGAGGGAUUGAGCUGCCCAGAGACAUGCUCGACAUCGAGAAGGAUCUCCAAAAGAACGGAAUGAAGCCAGCAACUGACACUCCUAAGAGGAGGGCUGCAGCCCAAGUGCAGGGCAUCUCCUCCAAGCCCAAGCAGAAGAAGAAGAAGCAUGAGAUCAGCAAGAGGACCAAGCUCACCAACGUACAUCUUCCCGAGCUCUUUCAGAAUCUCAGCAGUUCUUGAAUAUUCAAUUCGCAACAUCUCUUCGAGCCAUUCCAGUUUGGGUUGUAUAAUAUGAAGAGCAUAGGGUGGCCAUUUGGCAAGAGCAUUAUCAAAACUUGUGAUCUGUUUCUUUUGGCAUGUGCAAAGCCAAAAAUAGGUGGUUUUUUUAAUGCACCGGUUAGUGUAAGCAAGAAAUUGUUGUUCUUCAUCUUGUAUUCGUUCUUCGGAGAAUGCUAUAGGAUCAGUUUUUAAAGAGGUCCACUGUACGUAACAUGCCAUAUGGUGGGUAUAAACACCACGACAAUGACUGAACAUGUUAAACGUUGAAGAAGGCAGCAUCUGCUCGGUUGUGCGGUUGGA
Punica granatum (pomegranate) is the source of this 1384-nucleotide messenger RNA. The record is from RefSeq and is a predicted model, not a curated record. NCBI's taxonomy places the organism in Eukaryota, Viridiplantae, Streptophyta, Magnoliopsida, Myrtales, Lythraceae.